GUCGGGCGUCGAGCUCCGUCGGCCCGGGCGGAGACCGGCCGGGGGCGAGCGAUAGCAGCGGGCCCACAGGGUCCCGAGAGGACGCCGCUGGCCCCGUAGCGCGGGGGACGAAGACGGCCUUGGGCCCGGGUCGCCGAGAAGGCAGGCGGGGGUCGGACUGCGCGGUGGCGGGCUGCGUGACCCGAGACGGGGCGGCUACCUGGGCCGCCGUGUAGGUUGACCCUGAGAAGGGAGGUGCUCCUGAGCUGUCUGCAAGGAUGUUCUGCGAUGCUGUCGUUCCAGUUGUCAGAAGACUGUGGAGUCUUUUUCACUGAUGAACAAGACUCUGGUGUCCUGUAACUCUGAAGUGAAGUUGAGUCCAGUUAACAGCAGGCAUUAGAAGUAGCGGCCUACACAAACCCUAGAGAGGCUUCAUUGGCUCUCCUGCUUCUUUUGCAUCCCAAGCAUAAGCUUAAGUCGACUCAGAAGGACAAGGUCCGCCAGUUUAUGGCGUGUACUCAGGCUGGUGAGAGAACUGCCAUCUACUGCCUAACGCAAAGUGAGUGGAAGCUAGACGAGGCCACAGCCAGCUUCUUCCAAACCCCAGACGUGUUCCACAGGGAGUCCAGGCGGGACGCUGUGGACCAGAGGAAGCUGGAGCAGCUGUAUGGCAGGUACAAAGGUUUGGCUAAGUUGCUGAGGCUGGUCUCAAACUUGGAAUCCUCCUGCCUCAGCUCCCAAGGUACUACAGACCCGCAAGAUGGAGACAGAAUCGGGAUUGAUGGGAUUCAGCAAUUCUGUGACGAUCUGAGGCUGGACCCCACCAGCAUCAGUGUUCUGGUCAUAGCAUGGAAGUUCAGAGCUGCCACUCAGUGCGAAUUCAGCAGGAAGGAGUUCAUGGACGGCAUGACCGAGCUGGGGUGUGACAGCACCGAGAAGCUCAGAACCCUUCUGCCCAGCCUAGAGCAAGAGCUGCAGGACCCCGUGAAGUUCAAGGACUUGUACCAGUUUACCUUCACCUUUGCUAAGAACCCUGGGCAAAAGGGCCUCGAUUUAGAAAUGGCUGUUGCAUAUUGGAAAUUAGUGUUAUCGGGAAGGUUUAAAUUUUUAGAUCUUUGGAACACAUUUCUGCUGGAACAUCACAAAAGAUCAAUUCCACGGGACACUUGGAACCUUCUGCUAGAUUUUGGAAACAUGAUUGCAGAUGAUAUGUCUAACUACGAUGAAGAAGGAGCGUGGCCUGUCCUCAUGGAUGACUUUGUGGAGUAUGCACGGCCAGUGCUCACGGGUGGAAAACACAGCUGAAGGUGGAGCAGGUCUGGAGCCAGCCCACAUCCUGCAGGGCACACCGGGUGGUGCUGUGUGCUUCGCUGCCAGUCUCAGCCACUGUCCUUGCCAUCCCAAAGCUGGAAUGCAUCCUCCUGCUCAGAGCCACGAUGUCUGGGGCAGGCUCCGUGGGGCUGCUCCCCCAGAGGACAGCUGCCGCAGGGGUCGGCACGCUUGCUGUAGCUGCUGCUUUGGGGGAUUGCUGUCUGAUGCAGGUUCAAGGUGAAUACCAGCAGUUACCACUCGCACCCCGUCGCAUUGUGAUCACAGUACAGAGCCCUGUCUGUCCUGGGGGGAUGUGGAUAUGUCGAGUCAGACGGCCAGGGCCAGGAUGCAGCUCACCCAGGGACCCAGCGCUGUUCCUCCUGGGCUUGUGCUGUCUCUCUGGUUUGGAUAUUUGUUCUCUCAGGAUGUUUAUCUGAGACCCAUUUUAUAUUUAAGGCCCCGUUGCAGUCUGCAGUGGUGGCGUGUGUUGGCGUGACUGCAGCAAUCAGACUGUUGUCUUUCUGACAGUGCUAUUUCAACUUCCUGAGAAGUUCCGUACUUUUAAUAUUUUUUAUUUAAAAAGACAUUUUUCCUUUUUGAGUGGUGAAUUACAAAUUUAAAAUCAAAUGCUCUUGUCCCUUUCACCUGUCUGCAGUCCCACAAUGCCCAGGGUCUGGCCCUCUUACAGCCAUCCUCACGUGGACGCAAAGCCCACUCCUGGACCCUCAUCUCUUUUGCAAGCUACAGCCUGAGUUUACGCCCAGAGCCACUGGUGCGCAAGGUGCAGAGGCCCGGGGGCCACUCUCCUGCUGUUGAGCUUCGAGCAGCACCGUGCUGACCUGAGCACGCACUACAAGACCUUGUCCACCGUGUGCCUUGCUGCCCUCCUGCAGCAUGCCGUGGAGAGGCGGGCCGGGCUCUCUGGGCCAUCUCCAUGUCCUGUGCACAGGGUGCCCCUGGAACCUGCUCUGUGCUUAGCUUCUGUGUGGACAUGCCACAGCCUUAGGGAGCAGCCCCUCGCAGCCUGAGGACCAUGUGCCCUGCAAUGUGGGCAACUACCGGUGCUGCAGAGCGGAAGCCUUGCAGAGGGCAGCAGGGACAGAGGCCUGAGGGCGAGGCUGGUCUGUUCAGGGCGGGCCAUGUGACCUUUCUCAGGCUCUCUUGCCCUGUCUGAAAGAGGAGACAGCCAUCUCUAAGUCUAACUCAGCAUUUCUUCAAUAAAAUAAACUCUGGCUGUAAUAAAAACCCGAGAAGCAGUACAGCACCCCCCUAGACUGCCUGGACUCUUGUUCUGUUCGGAGAAGUUUGUAGAAUUCAGUGACUAAGUGAGGGAGGCCCGCAGUCCUUCUGUGUGUAAGUUUGAAGUUCUGUGGGACUGUCAAUAGAUACUGAAGUGAAGUUGGUCAGACUUCAAAGACCUGUGUUCUGCUGCUUCCAUUAGUCAACCUUUGAGUCCUGCAUGCUGCAAAGAUGCUAAGAACUUCAAAAUACCGCAAUAAAGUGUUUUCCCCAGA
Messenger RNA from Marmota monax (woodchuck), 2804 nucleotides. It is a transcript of the gene Dcun1d2, whose product is annotated as defective in cullin neddylation 1 domain containing 2. Gene Ontology annotation, cellular component: ubiquitin ligase complex. Bases 487 to 1284 code for a protein of 265 amino acids. The record is from RefSeq and is a predicted model, not a curated record. The transcript has 8 exons. Gene Ontology annotation, biological process: positive regulation of ubiquitin-protein transferase activity; protein neddylation. Lineage: Eukaryota; Metazoa; Chordata; Mammalia; Rodentia; Sciuridae. Gene Ontology annotation, molecular function: ubiquitin conjugating enzyme binding; ubiquitin-like protein binding; cullin family protein binding.